Molecule: messenger RNA, 573 nt
Organism: Talaromyces proteolyticus
Lineage: Eukaryota; Fungi; Ascomycota; Eurotiomycetes; Eurotiales; Trichocomaceae
Exons: 2
Coding region: 1-573 (190 amino acids)
Source: RefSeq, a predicted model, not a curated record
AUGGACAAGGUUCCCGGAAUAACUUACAUUGAAGCGCCUUUGAAAGAACUUCAUUGUACUUCGUGGCAAGAAAAAACGGUCUCGGAUUCUGCAAUGUAUCAACUUCCUUCGCGUUUCACCCGCAUCAUUUCCAAGCUACGCGAAGAACUUCCAAUUAUUUUUACAUCUACUUAUCCGCUGGUUCUAAAUCACGGCGACAUGUGUGAGAUGAAUAUCAUCGUCGAUCCUGUAAUAGGCGGUAUUACUGGAGUCAUCGAUUGGGCUGAGGCGAAAGUUUCACCAUUUGGAAUGUCUUUGUGGGGGUUUCAGAACAUGCUCGGUGUUAUGAACUCAACGGGUUGGCAUUACUACGAAAAUUCUUCCAGGUUGGAAGCUCUUUUCUGGGAUGUAUUCCAUAGAAGUGUGGGAAUGAUUUCCAAUGAUGACAAACGUGCUAUGAAAACUGCAGAACGAGCUGGUUUAGUUCUUCGUUACGGCUUCACUUGGGAAGACGGAGCUUUUGAAAAGAUUGUGACUAAGCAAGAUUCUUCGAUUAGAUAUCUGGACGCAUUUUUACACCGCUUGGAAGAUUGA